AUUAGAAGAAAUUUUGUGUGGAAUGACCAACUUGACUUGAUUAAUUGAGAAUGGGUGCCGCUUUUUCCGUCCAUGAGCGAGCUUCGAGAAUCAACUCAAUAAUCAGAUCAUAGCCACAUACAAACCCGCACCGCCCUUGGAAAUGCGUUCCCUCUCUCCUUUCUUCUGGACAUAUUCUUCAAGAUUGUCAUAACAAGCUUCAAAAACAUGAUUUCAAUCCGACAACUUCGGGCUCCUGCAUGGCGCAUCACCACUUCUGCUAACAGAGCUCUCAGAGUCGAUGGACAUCAUCUUCGAAUUGCAGCUGCGCAGGGGAAUCUCGGAUUUGGACAACGAAUUACUCUACCAACUCUCUCAAUUCGAACAUAUGCCAAUGGACGUCCUCACCCCCCGGGAGGAACUCACCGUAUGGACAUGAGCGGAGGAGAGGAGAAAUCGGCCCUGGAACAAUAUGGCGUGGACCUGACUGCUCGUGCCAAAGCUGGAAAACUCGACCCAGUUAUUGGCAGGGAUUCGGAAAUUCAUCGAACUAUACAAGUGUUGUCUCGACGGACGAAGAACAAUCCUGUGCUUAUUGGCAGUGCUGGAACAGGCAAGACUUCUAUCCUCGAAGGUUUGGCUCAGCGAAUAGUUCGAGGCGAUGUUCCCGAGAGCAUCAAAGAUAAGAGGGUUAUAUCACUUGACCUUGGACAAUUGAUUGCGGGGGCCAAAUUCAGAGGAGAUUUCGAGGAGCGCCUGAAAGCUGUAUUGAAGGAAGUCCAGGAAGCACAUGGCGGCAUCAUACUAUUUGUCGACGAAUUACAUAGUCUUCUUGGAUUGGGAAAAGCCGAGGGUAGCAUCGAUGCUAGCAAUUUGCUAAAGCCAGCACUCUCCCGUGGCGAGCUUCAAUGUUGUGGCGCAACAACUUUGACCGAGUACAGACUGAUUGAAAAGGAUGUCGCUCUUGCAAGAAGAUUUCAACCUAUCCAAGUCAAUGAACCAAAUAUUGCCGAUACAAUUAGUAUACUCCGCGGCAUCAAGGAGAAAUAUGAGGUGCAUCAUGGAGUCAGGAUAACGGACGGAGCGCUUGUCGCCGCCGCUACGUACAGUAAUCGAUAUAUUACUGACCGGUUCCUCCCGGAUAAGGCUAUCGAUUUGAUGGACGAAGCCGCUAGUGCGUUGAGGUUACAGCAAGAGAGCAAGCCUGAGGAUAUUCUUCGUCUUGAUCAGAGGAUCAUGACGCUUCGAAUCGAGCUGGAAAGCUUGCGGAAGGAAACCGAUAUUGCCAGUCAAGAACGGCGGGAGAAACUUCAGUCAACCCUUCAGGAGUGUCAAGACGAAGCUGCAAAAUUGACUGAGAAAUGGGAGAAAGAGAGAGCCGAGAUUGAUGCAAUCAAGAAAACAAAGGAAGACUUAGAAAAGGCUAGGGUGGAGCUCGAUCAGGCAAAACGCGAAAACAACUUUGGCCGUGCAAGUGAAUUGAGAUUCUCUAUUAUUCCUUCUUUGGAAGAGAAACUACCAAAAGACGGCGAAGCUACCGCCAAAACUUCUGAAGGCAGUCUCAUCCACGAAUCGGUCACCGCAGAUGAUAUUGCCGCCGUGGUCUCAAGGGUCACGGGGAUCCCGGUCAACAAGCUUACCUCCGGCCAUGCUGAGCGAUUGAUCAACAUGGAGGACGCCCUUCGACAAUCGGUCCGUGGGCAAGAAGAAGCCCUGAAGGCUGUAUCAAAUGCGAUCAGAAUGCAGCGUGCUGGCCUGAAUGGAGAGAACAGACCUCUGGCUUCCUUCUUCUUUUUAGGACCUACGGGAGUUGGAAAGACUGAACUUUGCAAGAAGGUUGCAAAUUACCUGUUCUCGACUGAGUCCGCUGUUGUGCGGUUCGACAUGUCCGAGUUUCAAGAAAAGCAUACGAUCUCACGACUCAUUGGAAGUCCCGCGGGAUAUGUUGGUUAUGAUGAUGCUGGUCAGUUGACUGAAGCUGUUCGAAGAAAGCCAUAUGCUGUUCUUUUAUUCGAUGAGUUCGAGAAGGCUCACCGUGACAUCUCCGCUCUCCUUCUCCAGGUACUGGAUGAAGGCUUCCUGACGGAUUCUCAGGGACACAAGGUUGACUUCAGGAACGUCUUGAUAGUGUUCACAUCCAAUUUGGGCGCAGACAUCCUCUGUGGCAAUGAUCCCAUGCAUCCAUACCGCGAAGAGCCAAAUGGGGACGUUUCUCCUCAAGUUCGUGACGCCGUCAUGAAUAUCGUGCAACACAACUACGCCCCUGAAUUCAUGAACAGGAUCGACGAAUUCAUCAUCUUCAAGAGAUUAUCAACAGAAGCUUUACGGGACAUCGUUGACAUUCGUCUAAAGGAGCUUCAGACCCGUCUUGAAGAUAGAAGGAUUACCCUGGAAGUCGACGACCACGUCCGAUCAUGGCUGGCCGAGAGAGGUUACGACCCGAAAUUUGGUGCGAGGCCACUAAACAGACUGAUAUCCAGGCAGAUUGGCAAUGGCUUGGCGGAUAAGAUUAUUCGUGGUGAAGUGAAAACUGGCGAUAUGGCAGUGGUAAAGAUUAAUCCAAAGGGCGAUGGAUUGCUGGUUGGCACGGUGGAGUCACUGAGUGCUUGAGUAAAAGCAUUUGUAGCAUUUAAGGCGGCAUUGGGUCGUAUCUCUGCUCUUGGGCUGGAAUACCUUGUAAACAUUUGUACGUAUAGUUACGGCUCUCCGCUUAGACUUUCAAUUAGACUCUUCAUGGAUACAUUGAAUCCUC
Messenger RNA from Hyaloscypha bicolor E, 2731 nucleotides. RefSeq names its product P-loop containing nucleoside triphosphate hydrolase protein. Gene Ontology annotation, molecular function: ATP binding; ATP hydrolysis activity. Bases 208 to 2589 code for a protein of 793 amino acids. The record is from RefSeq and is a predicted model, not a curated record. The transcript is spliced from 6 exons. Gene Ontology annotation, biological process: cellular response to heat. NCBI's taxonomy places the organism in Eukaryota, Fungi, Ascomycota, Leotiomycetes, Helotiales, Hyaloscyphaceae. Gene Ontology annotation, cellular component: cytoplasm; mitochondrial matrix.